Messenger RNA from Trichosurus vulpecula (common brushtail), 324 nucleotides. Its product is annotated as programmed cell death protein 5-like. The record is from RefSeq and is a predicted model, not a curated record. The transcript has a single exon. Gene Ontology annotation, cellular component: nucleus; cytosol. The coding region runs from base 1 to 324 and encodes 107 amino acids. Gene Ontology annotation, molecular function: DNA binding. NCBI's taxonomy places the organism in Eukaryota, Metazoa, Chordata, Mammalia, Diprotodontia, Phalangeridae.
AUGAAGACUUGGAGGCCCUGCAGAAGCAGAGGCUGGGUGAACUGCAGGCACUCUUGUAGCGACCCAGCACAACAGGAGGCAAAACACAGGGAAGCAGAGAUAAGAAACAAUAUUUUAGCUCAAGUUCUGGAUCAGUCAGCACCACCUGUAAAGCCAGAAAAGGCCAAAGCAGUAGAAAACUACCUCAUACAGAUGGCAAGAUAUGGACAGCUGAAUGGAAAGGUAUCAGAGCAAGGAUUGAUAGAAAUUCUUGAAAAAGUAAGCCAGCAAACAGAAAAGAAAAUAACAGUUAAGUUCAACAGGAAAAAAAGUACUGGAUUCUGA